AUGACAGCUCAUAAACAAACUGCAAUUUUAUCUGUCUAUGAUAAGACUGGUUUAUUAGAUCUUGCUAAAGGUUUAGUUGCCGCCAAUGUUCGUAUUUUAGCUUCUGGUGGUACUGCCAAAUUAGUUCGUGAAGCUGGUUUCCCAGUUGAAGAUGUUUCUUCAAUUACUCAUGCACCAGAAAUGUUAGGUGGUAGAGUUAAAACUUUACAUCCUGCUGUUCAUGGAGGUAUCUUGGCAAGAAAUUUAGAAAGCGAUGAAAAAGAUUUAGCUGCUCAAGGUAUUGAAAAAGUUGAUUAUGUUGUAUGUAAUUUAUAUCCAUUUAAAGAAACUAUUUCUAAAGUUGCAGUAACUGUUGAAGAAGCAGUUGAAGAAAUUGAUAUUGGUGGUGUUACUCUUUUAAGAGCUGCUGCUAAAAAUCAUGCAAGAGUUACCAUUUUAUCUGAUCCAAAAGAUUAUGCUGGUUUCUUGGAAGAAUUAAAAUCAGGUGAAAUUAGUAGUGAAACUAAAAACAAAUUAGCUUUAAAAGCUUUUGAACAUACUGCUGAUUAUGAUGUUGCUAUUUCUGAUUUCUUUAGAAAACAAUAUGCUGAAAAUGUAUCUCAAUUACCUUUAAGAUAUGGUGCUAAUCCUCAUCAAAAACCAGCUCAAGCUUUUGUUGCUGAAGGUGAAUUACCUUUUAAAGUCUUGAGUGGUUCUCCAGGUUAUAUUAACUUAUUAGAUGCAUUAAACUCUUGGCCAUUGGUUAAAGAAUUAUCUGCUUCUUUAAACUUACCUGCCGCUGCAUCUUUUAAACAUGUUUCUCCAGCUGGUGCUGCUGUUGGUUUACCUUUAACUGACAUUGAAAAGAAAAUUUAUUUCGUUGAAGAUAUUGAAAACUUAUCUCCAUUAGCUAAUGCUUAUGCUAGAGCUAGAGGUGCUGAUAGAAUGUCCUCUUUUGGUGAUUUCAUUGCUUUAUCUAACAUUGUUGAUAAACCAACUGCCCAGAUUAUUUCAAAAGAAGUUUCUGAUGGUGUUAUUGCUCCAGGUUAUUCUGAAGAAGCUUUAGAAAUCUUAAAGAAGAAAAAGAAUGGGAAAUAUUGUAUUUUACAAAUUGAUCCAAAUUUUAGUCCUGAUAAUUUAGAAUCUAGACAAGUUUAUGGUAUUACUUUACAACAAAAAAGAAAUGAUGCCAUUUUCAAAGGUUCUUCAUUCAAAGAAAUCGUUUCUAAAAAUAAAGAAUUAACUGAACAAGGUUCUAUUGAUUUAACCAUUGCCACUAUUGCUUUGAAAUAUACUCAAUCCAAUUCUGUUUGUUAUGCCAAGAAUGGUAUGGUUAUUGGUUUAGGUGCCGGUCAACAAUCUCGUAUCCAUUGUACUAGAUUAGCCGGUGAUAAAGCCGAUAAUUGGUGGUUAAGACAACAUCCAAAAGUUUUAGGUUUUAAAUGGGCUAAAGGUGUUAAGAGACCAGAAAAAUCAAAUGCAAUUGAUUUAUAUGUUACAAAUCAAAUUCCAACUGAAGAACCAGAAAAAUCAGAAUAUGAAUCUAAAUUUGAAACUAUUCCAGAACCUUUAUCUUCAGAAGAAAGAAGUGAUUGGUUAAAGAAAUUAAAUAAUGUUGCUUUAUCUUCUGAUGCAUUCUUCCCAUUCCCGGAUAAUGUUUAUAGAGCUGCUAGAUCUGGGGUUAAGUUUAUUGCUGCUCCUUCUGGUUCAGUUAUGGAUAAGGCUGUUUUCAGUGCUGCUGAUGCUAAUGAUAUUGUUUAUGUUGAAAAUCCAAUUCGUUUAUUCCAUCAUUAA
Messenger RNA from Hemisphaericaspora subhashii, 1773 nucleotides. RefSeq names its product bifunctional phosphoribosylaminoimidazolecarboxamide formyltransferase/IMP cyclohydrolase (gene ADE17). The transcript has a single exon. Gene Ontology annotation, biological process: 'de novo' IMP biosynthetic process. Bases 1 to 1773 code for a protein of 590 amino acids. Gene Ontology annotation, cellular component: cytosol. Gene Ontology annotation, molecular function: IMP cyclohydrolase activity; phosphoribosylaminoimidazolecarboxamide formyltransferase activity. The record is from RefSeq and is a predicted model, not a curated record. Lineage: Eukaryota; Fungi; Ascomycota; Pichiomycetes; Serinales; Debaryomycetaceae.